UGCCAUGGGACCUUUAACAUAAGUGAUUCUUUUAAACCUCUGAGGUUCAGAGACUGCGUCAUCAACGGACAAACCUGGUGGAACAUCAAUUUUGACUUUCUGUUAUCAUCCUUCCCCAUCUCGGGAGCUUGACAAACAGCUUUAGUAGCUCUCAGGGCAACUAGUUUUACAACUGGUAAACACAUGCCCAGAAAGAGAAUAAGGUUGAACCUUACAAACACUGACCCACACAAUUCAGAAUAAUCCCCAAGAUCAAACCCACGAUGUAGCUCCUUAAUGCCCAGAGCUGUUUUGUGAGCCAUGUACAUGACGUCUUAGUAGCAUAGAUGUAGGAACAGCAUUCAGUACCAAAACCAUGCAAGUUCCCCCUGUGCUGCUAGCAACAGGUCAAGUGCCAUGCAGUUUUGUAGAACCACAGUAUGGCAUGGUUGCAAUCCAGCGUGCUAGUCCCAUGGGGAAAGAAGUAAGAUACCCCCCCAAAUUGGAAAUGAGAGCCAUGUCACAGAAGAUUGUCGACUAUUACCCUAUGUUACGUGAUGCUGAUCCAAAUAUGCCAUAUCUGACCAUCUACACCAAAAUGUAUAAGCAACUCCAAAAUAUGAGAUCCCCAAGGAAGAGGCAGGGCUCCGUACCACAAAGAGGAGUGGCCAAGACAGCUCUCUUCAGUGCACACAACCAAGAAAUGGAGACAGAUUGGACAGACACAAGCAACUCAAGUGAUAAUAGCAUACUUCUUGAGAGCAAUGAUGACAUCAGCGAGGACAACUCCAGUGCAGCAUCCCCAUUACAACUACCCUCCUCUGUGCCAAGGAAGCCAGAGAGUGGGACCAAAACCUUACUGCUGCCACCCGAAUCAGCCUCAGGCUCCUCACCCAGGACUGUGAUCGCUUCACCAACCACACCUGCAAAGGAUGUUGUUGUCGGCCAGGACAAACUGAAGAUGCAGGCUAGGCACUACAGGACCUUGAGCAACAUGUACAAUAAGCCCAAUGCAAAACCCAAUCACAACGAUGUUGCUCAACUUUUGGACCUUGAGUUUGAGGCCAGACGGGCUUUCAUCGAUGCAGAUGUUACAAGGGAAGAAGACCGACCUGCAAAAAUCUUUGAGGCAUAUCCAUGCUUCAAAGAUGUUCGAAAUGCAAUGGAUGAGCUGCGGCACAUAGUAGGUGGCACCAACAGAAGAUACGUCGAGGAAGUCAAAGGAAGAUGGGCAGACUUUUGUGCCAAGGUACAGUUCUAUGGUGUGUGGAAGAAAGCCCUGAAACCCCCUUUCCCUUUGGAUGUCUGUGGAGUCAGGCGAAGACCCUGGCCUGUACCUGGAGAAGCGUCCUCUCUCCUUCCCAGUUCUGCUUUCUGAUGGAUCAACCACCAUCGUGGCUGUGGGUAACGUACCUGUGACCACCCUCCCGCAGGAAGAUUUCUCAGUUGGUGUUAAUGGCA
Perca fluviatilis (European perch) is the source of this 1440-nucleotide messenger RNA. RefSeq lists its product as uncharacterized. NCBI's taxonomy places the organism in Eukaryota, Metazoa, Chordata, Actinopteri, Perciformes, Percidae. The transcript is spliced from 6 exons. The coding region runs from base 356 to 1357 and encodes 333 amino acids. The record is from RefSeq and is a predicted model, not a curated record.